This is a messenger RNA of Centruroides sculpturatus (bark scorpion), 462 nucleotides long. RefSeq lists its product as uncharacterized. Lineage: Eukaryota; Metazoa; Arthropoda; Arachnida; Scorpiones; Buthidae. Gene Ontology annotation, biological process: protein O-linked glycosylation via mannose. The transcript is spliced from 5 exons. Bases 91 to 462 code for a protein of 123 amino acids. The record is from RefSeq and is a predicted model, not a curated record. Gene Ontology annotation, cellular component: cytosol. Gene Ontology annotation, molecular function: D-ribitol-5-phosphate cytidylyltransferase activity.
AGCUUUAAAUAAUAUUUUUAAAUAUUUGCUAAGUGAUAAAAUAACAGUGUUUUUAGAAAAUGGGCCUGUGGACACUCUGACAAGUAUCUCAUGGACCUCUCAGGUCCCCAGACCACAGUUUCAGAAACCACUGUUCUAGUGAUGGUGUAUAGCUUGAAAGUGCUUGAAGAUUUUAAAAUUUUCACUGAAGUUUCCUUGAUACAACAAUGUUCUGGUCAUGAUUUGGAUGUUGGCACAGAAUGUUUACAAAUUGCAAAAGAUUAUGGAAAUAUUAGAGCUUACCUUGUUAUGAGUGAUUAUGAUCUAUGGAAGGUAACUUAUAAAAAAGAUUUAUAUGCUACAGAAGGAAUAUUAAAAGAAGGAAUACAAAUUUUUAUUAAGACAGAUGGAGUAAAUAAUGAUUUUCUGGAAUGUCUAAAAUGUAAUUUGAGCAAAACUUUCAAGAAUGUAAAGUUUAACUGA